UGUGGUUAAGCCCCCGGGCUGGGGGGGAGGGGAGGAGAAGCGCGGGGUACGCCCACUCCGCCGGCCGCGGCCGCCCUGCGCCCCGCGCCGUCUCCCACACGGCUUCUGCGUGAUCAAGUGCAGCCGGCAGCUCUCUCUCGUUUUGCUCCCGGCGCGGUCGCAAAUCUCGCCCUUACACUACCCACUGUGUGGGACUCGCCGUCCCAGUCCCACCUCUCUAAAAAAUGUCUAAUCACCUGCGGAAGGUUUUCCUGAACUCCGCUGAGGAAAGUUCAGGCCCCGCCUCGAACUGUGUUUCAGGCUGCAUGUACCAAGUAGUUCAGACGAUUGGCUCGGAUGGAAAAAAUCUUCUGCAAUUACUUCCAAUUCCUAAUUCUUCUGGAAAUUUUACCCCGCUAGUUCAAUCUUCAGUCAUGUCUGAUGCUUUGAAAGGGAAUACAGGAAAACCAGUCCAAGUUACUUUUCAGACUCAGAUUUCCAGCUCUUCCACAAGUGCAUCAGUUCAAUUGCCCAUUUUUCAGCCAGCCAGUUCUUCAAACUAUUUUCUUUCAAGAACGGUAGAUACAGCAAAAAAAGGUAGAGUUACUUCUGUGGGAAUUGAAAAUUUCACUUCAUCUGUUCCUAAAGUUAAGAGUCAUGGUGUGAAAAUUGAUGGACUCACCAUGCAAACAUUUGCUGUUCCUCCCUCAACACAAAAUGACUCAUCUUACCUUAUAGUCAAUACCCCAAGUGCUUCAAUGGCGAUGUCUCCAGUUUUGCCUUCUGGGCAUCAUUUACAGAUUCCAGCCCACGCUGAAGUGAAAUCUGUACCUGCAUCAUCUUUGCCUCCUUCUGUUCAGCAAAAGAUUCUUGCAACUACAACUACAAGUACUCCAGGAACAGUUGAGGCCUCCCAAAUACCAACAGUUAUUUAUGUGUCUCCUGUAAAUACAGUGAAAAGUGUAGUUACCAAGAACUUUCUGAAUAUUUACCCAAAGCCUGUUAAGGAAAGAACAAAGACAGUGAUACUAAAUACCACACAAAUCCCAACGAAUGUUGCUGCAGAAACACACUUAAAAGGUGGUCAAGCUGCUCCAGUGAAAUGGAUUUUUCAAGAAAAUCUACAGCCUUAUACUCCAUGUCUUGUUCCUGUUAAGUCUUCAAAUAAUGUGGCUUCCAAGAUUUUAAAAAGCUUUGUAGAUAAGGAAAGUUUGGGAGAUAAUACUGUAAAUAUGACUCCAUUGAGUACCACUGGUCCUAGUGGGGCACAGCCCCAAAGUGUGCCUAUUAAAGAUAAUGCUUUGGUAAUGUUUAAUGGGAAAGUCUAUCUGUUAGCUAAAAAGGGCACAGAUGUUCUACCAUCACAAAUUGACCAAAGGAAUGGCAUAUCUUCUGGUAUUCCACUAAGAAAAGAGAAAUCACGGGUAGUGAGUUCAAGUCCAGUCACUGAUAUAUCCAGAGAGGUUGUAAAUAUUGUUUUGGCUAAAAGUAAAUCCUUCCAGAUGGAGACAAACUCAUUUUCAAAUACUCAGCUUUCUUCCAUGGCCAAUCUAAGGACAGAGAAGAAUAAAAAGGUGGAGAAACCAUCUCUGUCUACCACAAACCCACAUAAUAUGAAAGAAUCCAAUAACUGCCUAAAACAGAGUAAGACUUUAUUUACAAUGCCAUUUUUUCCUGAUGGAUUUAGUACAGGACAGACUGCCCCCAGAAAAGAACAUGUCAUCCAGAGCAUAGAGAAACUAAAUUCCUCUGUUGAUGCAACAACUGUUACUUCACAACAGUGUGUUUUCAGAGACCAAGAUCCAAAGAUCCAGAAUGAAAUGGCCUCAACAAUAGAAAAAGGUAUUCAAAGAAGAAAUGACAAGAAAGAUUCUCAAAGAAGCAGUAAUAAGGCACCAUAUCUGAAGAAUGAUGCUGAAUUUAAAAAGAUGUUUGGUCUCACUAAGGAUUUGAGAGUAUGCCUUACUCGAAUUCCUGACCAUCUGGGCUCUGGAAAAGGAUUUCAUUCCUUUAGUAGUUUGGUGCAAAAUAAUGUUCACAAAGAGACAGAGUCUGUGGUAAAGGAAGAAGAAAGAAAACAGAAUUUUGGUAAGAAAAGGAAAGCAAAAACAGUUAAGAUGGAUCACACAAAGAAGAGAAAAACCAAGAAUGCAUUUAAUGCAGUCAUAAAUGGAGGAAUUGAUGUCACCAGUUCCCAAACCGUUAGCAGUAUUUUGCCAGCUUCAGAUGCGUUACAACGUGACUUUGUCACAAGCCACAGAAAAACCUCAGAAGAAAAAAGUGCAGAGAUUGAACACUGCUCCUUUGAGAAGCAGGAGAAAGAAAUAAUGAGUCCUAAUGUAGCUUUUGAACAGAGUCAUUCCUUUAAUAAAAAUUACACUGAAGAUGUUUUCCCAGUGACACCACCAGAACUGGAAGAAACCAUCCGAGAUGAAAAAAUCAGAAGGCUUAAACAAGUACUGAAGGAGAAAGAAGCCGCUCUUGAAGAAAUGCGUAAGAAGAUGCACCAAAAAUAAUGUCAUAUACUUAAAAGACUGGAGACAGUACUGAAUCCUCUGUAUAAAUGUUGUAAUAAUAUGAUAGUAACUUCAGUAACCCCAAACAUCUACUUAAGUGAAUAAUGGGCAGGUAUUGUAUACAGUGUGGAUACUUUGGACAAAAGAAUGAUUAAUGUCCUAAGCAGGACAUUGAGAGAUUUCAUCACACUAAUGACAUAUAUUUUAAAACAUAGGAAACUUUUUUAGAGUUUUCUAUUUAAUAUUUUGGACAGCAGUUGACUGUGGGUAACUGAAACCAAGUUAGUUACAGGUGCAUUUUGAAAGUGUCUUUGAAUACAAAACCUUUUUAUGUAUUACAAAAUUUUAAGGAAUACAGAAAAUGUUGUUGAUUCACAUGACUUAUGAAUAAACUACAUGGGGUAUCUGGACCAUUAGAUACCUUUUUUUGUGGAAAGAGUUAAUAUUUUUCUAUUACUUUAACUACAGUUCCCAAAGUUUAAAUAUUUGUACAGUUUCUGUUGUUGUAUCUUUAACCAAAUUGCUAGGUGUUACUCCAACAAUAAUUAAUUGUUGUAUUUUGAAAUUCUACAAGCCAGGAAAGGAAACUAGCUAUAAAUCGACUUUACCAUUGAGGUUAUACUCUCUCAGUCAUACUCAUAAAAUGAUAGUAUCUUCUACUUACCAUUAUUGACAUUUGUUUCUCAAAACAAAUGACAGCGUUGAGUAUUCAAUUGUUCCUCAAGAGUGAAAGGUCCUCUUUCUAGAAUUCUCUUUGCAAAGUUAUGUUAUGUAAUCCCUAACGGUAUUUGGAAUUCAGGCUAUUUGGUGAUGUUGUACUUGGUUUUCGAAUGAUGUUAGGUAGCAGCUCUUGUUUUUCUUUUUUGGUUAGAUUGUAUGAAAGGUAGAUCUUAACAAUAGUCACAUUUGAUCUCAAACUGCAAAGUAUAGUUUUUCUUAGUAGAAGCAUGUGUUUUUCUUUCUAGGUAAUUCUUAUUUAGAAGAGUUUAAGGUUAUAUAACAGAUUAAAAAGAAUAGAGUAAGUUGAUUACAAAUAAUUUACAAAUCUCUGGAAAUAAGAGGUUAGUAACUACAAUGACUACAAAAGAGAAAAUAGUAAAUAAAAUACUGAACAGGAGUGAAAUAAAAACUCUUUUGUA
Dipodomys spectabilis (banner-tailed kangaroo rat) is the source of this 3634-nucleotide messenger RNA. It is a transcript of the gene Lrif1, whose product is annotated as ligand dependent nuclear receptor interacting factor 1. Gene Ontology annotation, molecular function: nuclear retinoic acid receptor binding. The record is from RefSeq and is a predicted model, not a curated record. NCBI's taxonomy places the organism in Eukaryota, Metazoa, Chordata, Mammalia, Rodentia, Heteromyidae. Gene Ontology annotation, biological process: regulation of DNA-templated transcription. Bases 225 to 2495 code for a protein of 756 amino acids. The transcript is spliced from 4 exons.